Molecule: messenger RNA, 2657 nt
Organism: Diceros bicornis minor
Lineage: Eukaryota; Metazoa; Chordata; Mammalia; Perissodactyla; Rhinocerotidae
Gene: SCAMP2
Product: secretory carrier membrane protein 2
Exons: 10
Coding region: 109-1227 (372 amino acids)
Biological process (GO): protein transport
Cellular component (GO): trans-Golgi network membrane; recycling endosome membrane
Source: RefSeq, a predicted model, not a curated record
CGGCUGCCUCGCUCCCGGAAGUGGAGGUUCUACGCGAACAGUGCCGCUGGGUCUGGGUGCCUGGAGGCAGAAGCGCUCGCGGAGCUCGCCCGUCGGCCCCCGAUCGCCAUGUCGGCCUUCGACACCAACCCUUUCGCGGACCCAGUGGACGUAAACCCUUUCCAGGAUCCCUCCGUGACCCAGCUAACCAGUGCCCCACAAGGUGGCCUGGCUGAAUUCAACCCCUUCUCAGAGACAAAUGCAGCAACAACGGUUCCUGUCACACAGCUUCCUGUGCCCUCACAGCCAGCGGUUCUCCAGCCCUCAGUGGAACCAACCCAGCCAAGCCCCCAGCUCCUGCUUAGACAGGCCAGCAGGUUCCUGCCUACCAGAUUCCUGGCAGUGAGCGAGUUCUCAGAGAGGCAGAUGCUGCUAGGAGGAGAUAGUAUUCUCAGAGACAGCUACAUGCGAGACCUUCCAAAGGCCGUGGCCUCUGCAGCCCAGGCAAGCCUGCUCCGGCAACAGGAAGAACUGGACAGGAAAGCAGCUGAGCUGGAACGCAAGGAGCGGGAGCUGCAGAACACUGUGACCAACUUACAUGUGAGACAGAACAACUGGCCGCCCCUGCCCUUUUUCUGCCCCAUCAAGCCUUGCUUCUAUCAGAAUUUCUCCAUAGAGAUCCCUCCCGACUACCAGCGGAUAUGCAAGAUGCUCUACUAUCUCUGGAUGUUGCAUUCAGUGACUCUGUUUCUGAACCUACUUGCCUGCCUGGCCUGGUUCUUAGUCGACAACAGCAAGGGAGUGGACUUUGGCCUCUCGAUCCUGUGGUUUGUGCUCUUCACCCCCUGUGCCUUCCUUUGUUGGUUUCGACCCAUCUAUAAGGCCUUUAGGUCUGACAACUCUUUCAGCUUCUUCGUGUUCUUCUUUAUAUUUUUUUGUCAAGUAGUGAUCUACGUCAUCCAGUUGGUCGGCAUCCCUAACUUGGGGGUCAGUGGUUGGAUUGCAGCCGUGACUACGCUGGAUUCAAAGCAUUUGGCUGUGUCGAUCAUCAUGAUGGUGGUGGCUGGUUUCUUCACCCUCUGUGCCGUGCUCUCACUCUUCCUCCUGAAGCGAGUGCACUCCCUGUACCGCCGGACGGGGGCCAGCUUCCAGCAGGCCCAAGAGGAGUUUUCCCAGGGCAUCUUCAGCAACAGGACCUUCCGCAGCGCUGCCUCAUCUGCUGCCCGAGGAGCCUUCCAGGGGAAUUAGUCCUCCUGACUCUCCUCCCUCUGCCCCAGCCUUUUCUCUCGCCUGCCUUCUAGCUGCACUUUCCGUGGGUGCCUUAAGCAGUGGUUAUGCCCAGCACAGACCUGGGGAGAGUCUUGCCGUGGCUCUUCCUCCUUCCUCAGCAACCAGCUCUCCCUUCCACCCCAGGGAAGGGGAGGGAGGGGAGGACAGGGACUUCUUUUUACACAAGAGAAAAGAAAAAGAACAAAGCUCUUUCCUUCUCUGGUGGUGGUUUGGUAAGAUUCUUUUCUCUCUGGCAGCAGUGGGACUGAAGUUCUCUUCCGCCUACACACACGUACACACACGUGUACACUGGGAUCACCGGCUGACCUGGGCCCGCCCCAGCUGGAGUUUUAUUUCUGCCUGGGUCCUAGGACUCCACUCCUCCCUCCCCAGUCCCAGCAGGCCUGGCCUGAAGCUGGCUCCACAGACCCAGCCUGUGGCUUCCACAAUCGCGCCCCUCCUUCCUGCCCAGGCUGGGGCAGGCUCCCAAGGGCUCCCCUUUAGACGAGCUGCAGUCUGGGCACGUGGGCAGCUCUUCCUCAGAUUACUCUGGAGUGGUCUCUGGGCUUCCAGAGCCUCUGGCCUGGUUGCCCCAGGCUCUUCCCUGCCUCGCAUUUCUCACAAACAGAUUCACAGCCCCUUAGGCCCCUGCACCCACUGGUGUGGGCAACACCUUGUGCCCUCUGGGGCCUUCCCUCUUUAGACUUACUGAAUGUUCAAUGGGGUUGGUUGGGAUUUGGGGAUGGGGAGGGGUAGAGGAUGCUGACCCUGACUUGUCCUGCCCAGCCUUGGUGGUCUCCUGGGAGGUGGGGUCUGACUGUCCUGGUGUGCUUUGUUUGCCUCUGUUUUGAUUUCCUCUCCUUCUGUGGGAUGGCAGCCUUUGCCUUGGCCUCCGAUGCCACCCCACUCCACCUCCCACCCUCAUCAAUAUCUAGCUUCUGUGACUCUGAGGGAGGGCAAGGGGUAUCAAUCUAGAACUGCAUCUUUCAGGCUGGACUGAACAGCUACUUUUCUGAGGGUUCCAGACUAAUCCUCCAGGGUUUCCCCAUCCCCCGAGUAGAGUCUAGAUCAUCCUCGCUGGUCAUGACAAACCCCAGGAGGUGUGUCACUUGAUGGGCACCUGGGAGUCCACAUUAAAACCUGCACCCUGUCCUCCACAAGCUGGAGGAGUGGGUGUGUGGACUGAGGGGACUUCUCAAAAAGCUGGCCAGCCUCAUGCCUCUGAGACCUGGGGCCCACCCGGAGGCAGCCCUCAGGCUGCCAGCCCACUCAGCCCCAGAGCCGCUCAAUGAUAAUGGCAGUGACCAAGGUUUUGUAAACUCCUUUCUGGUAUUUUUUUCUCCAUGUACAAAUGUGUAUGUUAUGUCUCAAUUUUUGUGCUUAAAUAAAAACAAUACAUUUUCAGAUCA